Messenger RNA from Gossypium raimondii (Peruvian cotton), 1670 nucleotides. RefSeq names its product scopoletin glucosyltransferase-like. The record is from RefSeq and is a predicted model, not a curated record. NCBI's taxonomy places the organism in Eukaryota, Viridiplantae, Streptophyta, Magnoliopsida, Malvales, Malvaceae. Bases 105 to 1547 code for a protein of 480 amino acids. The transcript has a single exon. Gene Ontology annotation, molecular function: UDP-glycosyltransferase activity.
UCGAUUCAGUGUCAGCUGAAAUCCAUCACAAAAUUUCAAACAAUCCCAGAAUUUUUUACCUUUCAGUCCAACUCUAAACAGUAGUGUUUUUUUUUCCGGGAAAAAUGGGAAGAGAACUUCAUAUGUUUUUCCUUCCAUUCUUGGCUCAUGGUCACCUCAUCCCAACUUUGGAUAUGGCCAAGCUGUUUGCUAGUCGAGGGGUGAAGACAACUAUAGUCACCACUCCAGUCAACGCUGCUUUCUUCUCCAACACAAUCGAGAGAAGCAAGGAAUCGGGUAUCCAUAUCGGUGUUGAGGUUAUCAAGUUUCCGGCUGUCGAAGUUGGGUUGCCUGAAGGGUGUGAAAGUGCAGAUUUGAUCCCUGCUCGCCUAGUUUUUGAACUGAUGCCCAAGUUCUGGAAGGCCGUGCUCAUGCUUCAAGAACCGUUCGAAAAGCUGUUACAAGAAUGUAAACCAGAUUGCAUGGUGGUUGGUGUGUUCUUCCCUUGGGCUACUGAUGUUGCAAACAAGUUCGGAAUUCCCAGGUUGGUGUUUCAUGGAACUAGCUACUUUUCAUUGUGUGCAACGGAGUGCAUGAGACUAUACGAGCCACACAAGAAAGUCCAGUCCGAUUCCGAACCUUUUGUGGUGCCUAACCUUCCCGGUGAUAUCGAGUUAACGAAAAACCAGCUGCCAGAUUCCGUCAAACAAGAAGAUGAAAAUGAACUUAGCAAGAUGAUUAAAGCAACCAGGGAGGCAGAGUUGAAAAGCUACGGCGUAGUUGUCAACAGUUUUUACGAGCUCGAGGGAACCUAUGCUGAUUACUAUAGGAAUGUGUUGGGUAAAAAGGCAUGGCAUGUCGGCCCUGUUUCGCUCUGCAAUAGGACAACUAUAGAUAAACUAGAGAGGGGGAAGAAAUCAACCAUUGAUGAACACGAGUGCUUGAAGUGGCUUGACUCGAAAGAAUCCAAUUCGGUUCUUUACAUAUGUUUUGGGAGUAUGGCCAGCUUCACCUCUGGUCAGUUAAAGGAGAUCGCUAUGGCCCUUGAAGUAUCAGAGGUGCAGUUCAUUUGGGUUGUGAGGAAGCCAAAGAACAAUGAAGAAGAUGAGGAUUGGUUGCCAGAAGGGUUUGAGAAGAGAAUGGAAGGGAAGGGACUCAUAAUAAGAGGAUGGGCACCCCAAGUUUUGAUUCUUGAUCAUGAAGCAGUGGGAGGAUUUGUGACUCAUUGUGGAUGGAAUUCAACCUUGGAAGGCGUGUGUGCUGGUGUGCCUAUGGUCACUUGGCCAAUAUUUGCAGAGCAGUUCUACAAUGAAAAGUUGGUGACUCAAGUCUUGAAGAUUGGAGUGGCCGUUGGUGUUCAGAAAUGGGUGAGAGUGGAGGGAGAUUUUGUGGAAAGGGAAGCCAUUGAAAAGGCAGUGAAGGAGAUCAUGAAGAGUGAGAGAGCAGAAGCAAUGAGAAACAGAGCCAAAGCACUGGCCGAAGCAGCAAAAAAAGCUGUUGAAAAAGGAGGGUCUUCUUACUCUGAUUUGGAUGCUCUGAUUGAAGAAAUAAGCUUACAUUCUCAUUAAAUCCGUAGACAUUUCAUAUUGUCGUUUGGUUCUUCAACUUCAUGCAUGUUUCGCUUUACUGUUAAAUUGGUAGAGCCCUCCUUUCAUACUUUGUAUAAUAUAACACCUGCAUGAUUCUUUUUU